Molecule: messenger RNA, 450 nt
Organism: Effrenium voratum
Lineage: Eukaryota; Dinophyceae; Suessiales; Symbiodiniaceae
Source: the annotation of a GenBank genome assembly
AGCCAAUCUUGUUCGUUGCUGUGCAGCCUACUGCUCACGUCAUGAAGCGAGCGAUCACGUCGGCAAAGAGGGUGGAGACGCCAACACGGCUGGCCAAGAAGGAUGCUGUUUCUCCACGGCAGCAGAAACAGCGAGGGUACGAGGCGAGCUGGAAGCCCCGAUCCCGUGUCACCAUUCUUGCAGAGCGGCUCCAGCAAUUGGAAAAGGAGAGUGCUGAGAGGCGUGAGCUGACGGAUGCAAACAUCCAACUCAGAGAUGUGAACCAGAAGCUGCGGGACGAGAACCUGCGCCUCCGCUCCAUGGCGGGUGAGCUCGCAGCCGGGCUUCGGUGGCUGGAGGAUUAUGUGCUUGGGGGGCCGCAGCAGCAAGCUGUUGUAGAUCACGUCAAUGCAGCCGUCAUUGCGUGGCGGGGUUCACUUUCGACGCAGUUUCUUGCUUGACGGGUGUGGU